UCGAUUAUAUUCGGUUACCCUCGCGAUCCCAGCUCCACCAUUACAUCGUGCUGUUGGAGUUGUUUCUGUUUUUCAUUGUUUGGUUAGUUUUCCCUGUUUUCAUUCGUACAAAUAUAAUUGACUGUUUUACGCAAUGACGCCGCCGAUGGAAAGAAUACAGAUCUUGGAAACGAUCGAAAAAGAUAUCAUUGUUUGCUUACAAAGUGCAGGUCAAGCGUUUGUGGAGCUCAGCAAAGAAAAGUCUAGCUUGAAACAAGCCGAAGCACAAACUCAACAAUUUCUAAAAACGCUAGGUCAUGUGGAAUCCAAGUUAAGCGAACAAAUCAACUAUUUGACGCAAGUUUCGACAGGGCAACCACACGAAGGCUCUGGUUACGCGAGCCAAAAGGUUCUGCAAAUGGCGUGGCAUAGGUUAGAACACGCACGAAGUAGAGUAAAUGAGCUCGAACGUAUUAAAAAUAAACCAAGAUGAACAAAAAUUGUGGAUUGUCCUCAGCGACCUGUAAUUUUAAUUGUAAUAAUCAAAUCCAGCAAAUGGAUAUUGAGAUUUUGCAAUGAACGUCAAUUGUGCAUUUCGUAUAG
Messenger RNA from Hylaeus volcanicus, 582 nucleotides. RefSeq names its product mediator of RNA polymerase II transcription subunit 11 (gene MED11). Gene Ontology annotation, molecular function: transcription coregulator activity. The record is from RefSeq and is a predicted model, not a curated record. Bases 134 to 472 code for a protein of 112 amino acids. The transcript has 3 exons. Gene Ontology annotation, cellular component: mediator complex. NCBI's taxonomy places the organism in Eukaryota, Metazoa, Arthropoda, Insecta, Hymenoptera, Colletidae. Gene Ontology annotation, biological process: regulation of transcription by RNA polymerase II.